Musa acuminata AAA Group (dessert banana) is the source of this 1746-nucleotide messenger RNA. RefSeq names its product probable fatty acyl-CoA reductase 4. The record is from RefSeq and is a predicted model, not a curated record. Gene Ontology annotation, cellular component: intracellular membrane-bounded organelle. NCBI's taxonomy places the organism in Eukaryota, Viridiplantae, Streptophyta, Magnoliopsida, Zingiberales, Musaceae. Gene Ontology annotation, biological process: long-chain fatty-acyl-CoA metabolic process; suberin biosynthetic process. Gene Ontology annotation, molecular function: alcohol-forming very long-chain fatty acyl-CoA reductase (NADP+) activity. The transcript has 10 exons. Bases 83 to 1555 code for a protein of 490 amino acids.
GCUAAGAUGUCUUGACACACACACACACACACACUCUCUCUCUGUGUUGACACACCCAGGCUUUGUUCUCAACAGCUGCGACAUGGAGAGCAGCAGACUAAUGGAGUUCUUGAAGGGGAAGAGCAUCCUGGUCACUGGAUCCACUGGCUUUUUAGCAAAGAUUUUCGUGGAGAAGGUGAUGAGGGUUCAACCGGACGUGAAGAGGCUCUUCCUCCUCGUGAGAGCCGCUGAUGCCUCGUCCGCAGAGAAGCGUGUGCAGUCCGAGAUAAUAGGAAAGGAGCUGUUCAAGGAUGUAAAAGACAAACAUGGCGACGGCUUCCAUUCAUUUGUUUCGAGCAAGCUGUUUCCUGUGGCUGGAGAUAUCGUCCAGCAAAACUUAGGCAUACGAGACUCCAACAUCAGAGAGAAGUUAUGGGAGGAAGUCGACAUUGUUGUCAACGUUGCAGCAACCACCAGCUUUGCUGAGAGAUAUGAUGUUGCUUUGGGUAUAAACGUUCUCGGAGCCAAACACGUACUGGAGUUUGCAAAGCAGUGUGUGAAACUACAAGUGCUUCUCCAUGUCUCCACUGCUUAUGCAGCCGGUGAGCAACGGGGACUUAUCUUGGAGAAGAGAUUUCGCAUGGGAGAAGCUCUCAAAGGGGACUCUUACCUGGACAUAGAAGGAGAACUGAGGCUGGUGGAUGAGAGGAGGAGGCUGCUCGGUGCUCAGAACGCCACCAAAGAAGCCGAAGCUCAAGCCAUGAAAGAACUGGGCAUAAAUAGAGCGAGGCUGUUUGGCUGGCCCAACACCUACGUCUACACCAAGGCGAUGGCUGAGAUGCUGCUUGGAGAACUACGAGGAAACCUGCCACUGGUUAUCCUGCGCCCAACCAUCAUAACAAGCAUUCAUCGAGACCCAGUGCCGGGUUGGAUCGAAGGAACAAGGACGAUAGACAGCCUGAUCAUGGGCUACGUGAAGGGGAAGAUCACAUGCUUCUUCGGAGACCCUGAGACCGUCGCCGACAUGAUACCCGGAGACAUGGUGGUGAAUGCCAUGAUUGCGACCAUGGCAGCUCACUCGAGACAGCCGUCUGAGUUCAUCUACCACGUGAGCUCCUCCGUGAGGAAUCCAGUGCAGUACUCCACUUUGCAGCAGUGUGGGUUUCGUUACUUCCUCGAGAACCCUCGUGUAGGGAAGGACGGGAAAGUCAUCAGGACAAAAAAGCUUCCUGUGUUCAGGAACAUGUUCCUCUUCCGCGUGUACAUGACUCUGAGAUACAAGCUGCCAUUGGAGGGGCUGCACCUGGUCAAUCUGCUAUCUUGUGGACGCUUCGCACGCAGAUACGAUGAACUCAACCGGAAGUACAAGUUCGCAAUGCAUCUUGUCGACCUCUAUGAACCCUAUGCCUUCUUCAAGGGCUGCUUUGAUGAUCUCAACUUGGAAAGGUUGAGAAUGGCAAUGGGAAAGGAUGACGCUGAGGCUGGGAUGUUUGAUUUCGACCCCAAGCACAUUGAUUGGAAGGACUACUUCUACAACAUUCACAUCCCAGGUGUACUGAAAUAUGCAUGCAAGUGAACCAUUAAAUGGUUGUGUUCCGGUUCUACUUCUUCCAUCUUCUCGUCUUUCCAUUUGUUCUUGCCACAGGAAUCAAUUUGGUUCUACUAGGGAACAGUAUGAUGUUGUUGUACUAUCAGUUUGAAGGUUGCUUUUACUGGGAUAUAAAACCAAGAUAAAGAAUGCUACAAGGAUGAUGGCAUUUUGCUGCA